Messenger RNA from Kuraishia capsulata CBS 1993, 1362 nucleotides. RefSeq lists its product as uncharacterized. The coding region runs from base 1 to 1362 and encodes 453 amino acids. Gene Ontology annotation, biological process: protein refolding; response to heat. Gene Ontology annotation, cellular component: cytoplasm. The transcript has a single exon. Gene Ontology annotation, molecular function: ATP binding; heat shock protein binding. The record is from RefSeq and is a predicted model, not a curated record. NCBI's taxonomy places the organism in Eukaryota, Fungi, Ascomycota, Pichiomycetes, Pichiales, Pichiaceae.
AUGCUCAGAACAGCCUCAUUCAGAGUGUGUGGCCAGCUUCCGAGGAGGUUGUUUCAUACAUCCCGGCUGCUGCUGCUGGCAGAUCCAUACAAGACGUUAGGCGUGGACAAAAGCUCGUCCUCCUCUGAUAUCAAAAAGGCCUACUACAAGCUGGCGAAAAAGUACCACCCAGACAUCAACAAAGAGGAAGGUGCCGAAAAGAAAUUCCAUGAUCUCCAGGAAGCUUACGAAAUCCUAAGCAAUCCCGAAAAGAAGACCCAGUUUGAUCAGUACGGAACGAAUGGGUUUGACCCCAAUAGCGGAGCCACUGGGGGCAAUCCGUUUGGUGGAAACCCUUUUGGCGGCCAAGGCGGUAAUCCGUUUGCUGGAGGAUUUGGCGGAUUUGAAGAUCUAUUUGCUGAUGCCUUUUUCAGACAAUCGGGUCGCUCCAAGAACUCGAACUACGUUCAACAUUUCACUGGACGGGACAUCGAGGUGUUGAAGACCAUCAGUUUCAAAGAGGCCGUGUUCGGGACGACAACCACCGUGGAUUACACAGCUUAUGAUAAUUGUUCGUCAUGUUCGGGAUCUGGGCUGAAGAAGGGAAAGAUGAAGAGCACGUGUAAGACCUGCGGAGGCACGGGAUCCAUGACCCAGGUGCUCCAGGGCGGGUUCCACAUGUCAACGACAUGUUCGUCAUGUUCAGGAACGGGUGUCCAGAUCAAACACGGAGACGAGUGUGGAGAAUGUCACGGUGAGGGUGUUGCGAGAAAGACCAAAGCCACGGAUAUUGAGCUUCCAUCUGGUGUUAAGGAUGGCUCGCGGUUCCGCGUUGCAGGAGCGGGAGAUUCUCCAGAGAUGACAACGGGUCCAGGAAUCUCAGUUUCAAAGGGUGAUCUCAUUGUUAGGGUGAGGGUCAAGCCUGACCCAAAUUUCACGCGUGAAAACAACGACAUCAUCUACAAGUGCGAGAUCCCUAUGACAACUGCAGCAUUGGGUGGCAGCAUCACCAUUCCGACUCUGGAAGGUGAAAGCAUCAGGCUCAAGGUUCCAGCGGGAACCCAGUCUGCAGAUGCCAUCACAAUUCCAGAGCGUGGGGUUCCUAUCAGCAAGACCCGGCGCGGGAACUUGAAGACCGUGUUGAAGGUGAAGAUUCAGAGACCAACCGAUGCUACACAGACUGCUCUGCUGGAGGCUUUGGCUUCUACUUUUAACGACAAAUCGGCUAACCGAAUGGACCCAGACUGGAAGGCCGAAGAUGUUGGCAAUGACGACGAGUCAAAGAACGACCACCCAUCCCAGCUCAAAAAGCUGGAGGGAUUUUUGGGAAACGCGUUCAAGAGAAUCCUACACAAGGACACGCCCGAGAAUAAGGACAAAUAA